AUGGCCGACUCCAGUGAUGCUCCUCCUCCUGAUCCCAAGGAGGAUCUAGACAAGGAAGAUCUAGACAAGGAAGAUGAGGUAAAGCAAGAUCAGGAUGAAUCGAAGCAAGACAAGAAAGGAGGAGAAGAAGAAGAAGUGAGCUGCUGUCCUCCUGGAUCUCAUGGAGAAGCAACGGUCCGUUCGGAUCGUCCGUUGCAAGGCAGCAUGACGGAGAUUCCUCCUCCUUCCAGAGAACUCGUGGGCAUGUUGCCGUUGCCUUGCUACUGUACGGGUGCUCCACUGGACAAGUCCACGAAACGAGUAGUAGUGGUCUUUACGGACGUCUACGGGAUUGAUGCGGGACAUCACAAAGUGUUUGCCGAUUGUCUCGCUGAACGACUCGACUGUAGUGUCAUUGUACCGGACUUGUUCCGUGGAGUCCCCAUUCUGCAACCGUGGAUCGACAACCACAACAUCGCCGCCGAUUUGAUGGGAUCUCUCAUGGGAGCUCCAGGAAUGAUUUUCCGCGUUCGACAGUAUCCACCCGCAAAGGUAGAACAAGAGAUCUUUCAAAUGAUUCUGCCCUUUAUUCACGCUCAAACCACACAUACACACGCCACAGACAUUUCCAUCAGUUGUGUGGGAUUCUGUUUUGGCGGAUGGGUCGUUGGACGGGUCUUGGGACAUCAGCCACAAGCGGGAGAUUCCAAACUCUCCUUUCAAUGUGGAGUUGGCAUUCAUCCGUCCUUUCAACCAAAUCUAUUGCAUGCCGAACAAAUGACAACCAUGGCAGAACGCAUUCACAAACCCAUUCUGUUUCUACCCGCUUGGAAUGAUGGAGAUCUCAAACCAAACACAAAAAUCGUAAACAUUAUUCAACAAAACUUGACAAAAAAAAGACAAAUCCAGCCACAAGAAGCAGUCUCCGUUGAGUUUCCAAACAUGAUUCAUGGAUGGGUCUCACGGGGUGAUCCCACCAAUCCAGCCAUUGCCGCUGAACAGGAAAAGGCACUCAAACUCACCGUCGAUUUCAUUCAAAAGCAUUCAACAACAACAAGCAACUAA
Messenger RNA from Seminavis robusta, 1044 nucleotides. The record is from the annotation of a GenBank genome assembly. NCBI's taxonomy places the organism in Eukaryota, Bacillariophyta, Bacillariophyceae, Naviculales, Naviculaceae.